AUGGAAGAAUUCGAUCAAGUUCCCAGUGACUUGCAAUCUCCGAACAACCCCAGUUUGAGUCCCAGCAGCAGCAGCAAUGGUUAUACAUUGACCAUAUCUCCUGGAAUGACACAGUAUUGGACUCCGCACUGUGAAGAUGAAAUCAAACCAGCGGUUGACAUGAUUUUUAAAACAUUGGAUGCUGGUAUUGAAUUCUACAAUAAUUAUGCUGCCAAAGUCGGGUUUGACACGAGGUCUAGUUCCCUCAUUAGAGCACGCGACGGGACGAAAACUCUAAAGCAAAUUGUUUGUAAUAGAGAGAGAUUUAAGAAUACGGGUGCUCAACAUUGUCACUCAAAAUCAAAUGCAGAUGCGGGGGAAGGUCCUUCGCGUUCAAAGCGGUGGAGUGUUUCAAACAGAACUGGUUGCAGAGCUAGGAUUAUCUUUAAGUACAUUGGAGUAGCUGGGUACCAAGUUACGACAUUUAUUGAAAAACAUAAUCACAGCAUGUCUUCGGUUCUUGCAAGGCAGUUCCUAAAUGGAAAUAGAAACAUCUCCAGUGUUCAUCAGAUGUUUAUACUAGAUUGUGCUAAAGCAAAUAUUGGAGCAAUCAAAAUCACACGGUACGAUCUGGUUUUUACACCCUUCACCGGAAUUGAUAACCAUAAAAAAUGUAUAACAUUUGGCGCUGGACUAUUGUUGAAUGAAGACAUUGAGUCUUAUGUUUGGCUCUUUGAAAAAUUUAAAAAGGCAAUGGGUAUGGAACCAAAAAUAAUUGUCACUGAUCAAGAUCCAGCUAUGAAAAUGGCGAUUCCAAGAGUUUUCAAGCAAGCCAGGCAUCGUUAUUGCAUGUGGCACAUUAUGUGUAAAGUUGGGGAAAAGGUGGGUCCUACGUUGAACAAGAAUGAGGAGUUCAAGAACAAACUGAACUCAAUUGUUUGGACAUCAUCUUUGGAACCUAAUGAUUUUGAGAAACAGUGGAGAGAGCUCAUGGAAAAGUACAACUUAGUCGAACACAAUUGGUUUACAACUAUGUUUGAGGCUAGAAACCAUUGGAUCCCAGCCUAUUUUAGAGAUGACUUUAUGGGGGGUCUACUCAGGACAACGUCUCGUUCCGAAAGUGAGAACUACACGUAUAGCCGUUUUACUGGCCCACAGUCUAGCCUAGUUGAAUUCAUGAUGAACUUUGGCAGUGCUCUUAAAUCACAACGUAACACUAAAGCAAAGCUCAACAGUGACAAUGAAGGCUACAAUCCAGAUAUGAAGACGCCUCUGGGGAUCGAAAAACACGCUUCAAUCGUCUACACCAUUACUGUUUUCUAUCAAGUUCAGGAAGAAAUAUGUGCCUCCUGUUUAUGUUGCAAGAUGUUUGAGAUGGUUGGACUGUUGUGUAGACACAUAUUUGUGGUCUUUAGAGACCUUGAAAAGAUACCUCUGAAGUAUGUGGUUAAUCGGUGGACUAAGGAUGCAUCUUUAAAGGCUACAUUUGAAAUAGAUGGUGUCAUUUAUGAUCAGAAUGGACCAAAGGAUGAAAAGAAGAUGUUGCUGAACAAACUGUGGUCUGAUGUACACUGUUGUAUUGAUCUGGUAGGUUCAAACAUGGAGCAAUUGGCUGCAUUUUCGCAAGUGAUUAAUGAACAGAAACAGUUGCUAAUGUCAGGAAAGGAAAAGUUAUCCCCUCAGCACAGCAGGAAGACUGUUAUAGAAUCAUUUUGUGGAUCAACAGAGAUUUCAGAGAUCAAUAUACUUCCACCGAAACAUGCAAAGAACAAGGGCAGUGGAAAACGUAUCAAAAGCAGCAAGGAGUUGGCAAUGGAAAAAGAAAAGGGCAGGAGGUGCAAUUUUUGUGGUGUUAGAGGAGAUCAACAUGACACCAGGACUUGCCCACUUAACCCCAAAAAUAAGGACAAACAAAAUGGUAAGAAAAAGGCAUAG
Ipomoea nil (Japanese morning glory) is the source of this 1914-nucleotide messenger RNA. RefSeq names its product protein FAR1-RELATED SEQUENCE 5-like. Gene Ontology annotation, biological process: regulation of DNA-templated transcription. The record is from RefSeq and is a predicted model, not a curated record. Bases 1 to 1914 code for a protein of 637 amino acids. Lineage: Eukaryota; Viridiplantae; Streptophyta; Magnoliopsida; Solanales; Convolvulaceae. The transcript is spliced from 4 exons. Gene Ontology annotation, molecular function: zinc ion binding.